Pipistrellus nathusii (Nathusius's pipistrelle) is the source of this 3420-nucleotide messenger RNA. The record is from the annotation of a GenBank genome assembly. NCBI's taxonomy places the organism in Eukaryota, Metazoa, Chordata, Mammalia, Chiroptera, Vespertilionidae.
AUGGUGACCAUGGACGUGUGGCUGAAGCUCCUGGCCGUGGGCUGUGUCCUGCUGGACGCGGGGGUGCUCGGGCUAGGAAAUGAAACCAAUGCUCCUACGAUCGGACAGACCCCGACGGGGAUGCCCACCGCUCCGCCCGCUCCUGCCCGCCCACCCGCCCGCACCACGCAACUCUCACCCGCAAGCACCUCCGAGCCCGAGAGCCGCGGCCCCUCAGCGGCUGCGCCAGCGCCUGGCACCACCGGGGUCCCCCCCACAGAGACACCCCCCAGCCCCCCGGAGAAUGCCAGCCAGACGGACGUGGCAGGUGCCCCGACGGCGGCCACGGCCGCCCCCUCUCCCGCAGGCGCCCCCAGCCCCACACUCAGCAGCCCGGCGGCUGCCUCACCCGCACGCACCCCUGAGGGCACCCACAACUCCUCAGGUUUGGUCCCCACGACUCACACCUCAGCACCCACUCAGAGCCUCACGGCAAUCCCCACCAGCACAGCUCCGACUACAACUCAGCAGCCAUGUGGCCCCAAGAAUUUCAAGUUAAAGGAGUGUGUACAGAAUGAAAUGGCCGACAGUUCCAUUUGUUUACGUUGGACAGUGGAAACGGAAACGCAGGGCUGUGACAAAGACAGAAUCCAGUACUGGCACCGGUGUGCUCCAGACCCGCCUUCAAAUGUUAUCUGUCAUUCUGAAGGCGCAGAAAAGGGAAUGGCCACCUGGGACCCUCCGCCAAGUGUUUUCCAUAAUUUUACUCUUUGUUACUAUCCCCUGGAUUCAGAUUCCAAAAACUACUGCUACAAUCUGAGUGUAGAUGCGAGGACAGGUCCUUUGACCCAUCUGACCCCUUUUACGGAAUAUAACGUGUCAGUACGCGCCUUUGUCAUUGGAAAAACCCUACGAUGUGGAGAGGCUGAGAGCUGCACAUUUCGGACAAAAGCAACAGCCGCCAGCGAGGUCCAGAAACUCACGGUGGUGCCCAAGUCCGACAACAGCAUGCUGGUGACCUGCCUCCCACCCCAGCACUUCAACGGCCCCCGAGACGGUGACUACAGGCUGGAGGUCAGGACGGGGGCCGCCCUGGUGAGGGAGGAGUCCCAGAAGAAGUGCCACUUCCUGGUGGCGGACCUCCACUACUCCACCGAGUACACCUUCGAGGUCUACUACGACAAUGGGGCCCAUCAUGGAAUUCGAGAUAGAGCUUCUAAAUCAACAUCCUAUAAUUCCAAAGCCCUGAUCUCGUUCCUGGUCUUUCUCAUCAUCGUGACGUCCAUCGCCCUGAUGGUCGUGCUCUAUAAAAUCUACGUCCUGCACAAGAGCAGGUCCAGCAAUUUGGAUGAAGAGCAGGAGCUGGUGGCCAGGGAUGACGAGAAGCAGCUGAUGAACGUGGAGCCCAUCCACGCGGACGCCCUGCUGGAGACGUACAAGAGGAAGAUCGCGGACGAAGGCCGGCUCUUCCUGGCCGAGUUCCAGAGCAUUCCCCGCGUCUUCAGCAAGCUCACCAUCAAGGAGGCGCGCAAGUCCUUCAACCAGAACAAGAACCGCUACGUGGACAUCCUGCCCUAUGACGACAACCGCGUGGUGCUGUCCGAGGUCAACGGGGACGCGUCGUCCAACUACAUCAACGCCAGCUACAUCGACGGUUACAAGGAGCCCAGGAAGUACAUCGCCGCACAAGGUCCCAGGGAAGAGACCGUGGACGACUUCUGGAGGAUGAUCUGGGAGCAGAAGGCCACGGUCAUUGUCAUGGUCACUCGAUGCGAAGAAGGGAACAGGAACAAGUGUGCCCAGUACUGGCCGUCGGGGGUGGACAGCGCCCGGGAGUACGGGGACGUCCUCGUGAGGGUCACCGACCACAAGACCUGCCCGGACUAUGUCAUCCAGAAGUUCAGCAUCACCCACAAACGGGAGAAGAUCGCGGGGCGGGAGGUCACCCACAUCCAGUUCACUAGCUGGCCGGACCAUGGGGUCCCCGAGGACCCCCACCUGCUCCUCAAGCUGCGCAGGAGGGUCAACGCCUUCAGCAACUUCUUCAGCGGCCCCAUCCUGGUGCACUGCAGCGCCGGCGUCGGACGCACCGGCACCUACAUCGGCAUCGACGCCAUGCUGGAGGGGCUGGAGGCAGAGAACAGGGUGGACGUGUACGGCUACGUAGUCAAGCUUCGGCGGCAGCGGUGCCUGAUGGUCCAGGUGGAGGCGCAGUACAUCCUGAUCCACCAGGCCCUGGUGGAGUACAACCAGUUCGGGGAGACGGAGGUGAGCCUGUCCGAGCUCCACCCGUACCUGGCCAACAUGAAGAAGAGGGACCCGCCCAGCGAGCCGUCCCCGCUGGAGGCCGAGUUCCAGAGACUCCCCUCGUACCGGAGCUGGCGGACACAGCACACGGGGAGCCGCGAGGAGAACCAGAGCAAGAACAGGGCGUCCUCCGUCAUCCCGUAUGACUUCAACCGUGUGCAGCUGCGGCACGAGCUGGACGUGAGCAAGGAGAGUGAGCACGAGUCGGACGAGUCCUCGGACGAGGACAGCGAGGCCGAGGACACGGGCAGAUACAUCAACGCCUCCUUCGUCACGAGUUACUGGAAGCCUGAGGUGAUGAUCGCGGCCCAAGGACCCCUGAAGGAGACGGUCGGGGACUUCUGGCAGAUGGUCUUCCAGAGGAAGGUCAAGGUCAUCGUCAUGCUGACUGAGCUGAGGAGCGGAGACCAGGAGGCCUGCGCUCAGUACUGGGGGGAGGGGAAGCAGACCUUCGGAGAGAUCGAAGUUCACACGAAAGAAACCAUCCCAUCCGCAGGCUACACCCUCCGUGUGUUCGAGCUGAGACAUUCCAAGAGGAAAGAGCCCCGCACGGUGCACCAGUUCCAGUUCGGCGGCUGGGACGCGGACGGGCUGCCCACGGCGCCCGGGGAGCUGGUCGCCAUGAUCCGGGACCUCAAGGAGCAGCUGCCCCCAAGGAAGGCCGGCGAGGGGAGCAGGCACCAUAAGAGUGUGCCCGUCCUGGUGCACUGCAGAGAUGGCGCGCAGCAGACGGGGCUGUUCUGCGCUCUGUUUAACCUGCUGGAGAGCGCGGAGACCGAGGGCGUGGUCGACGUGUUCCAAGCGGUGAAGUCUCUGCGCAAGGCCCGGCCCGGGAUGGUCUCCACGUUCGAGCAGUACCAGUUUCUGUACGACGCCAUUGCCAGCACCUACCCGGCCCCGAACGGGCAGGUGAAGAAGAAUCCCAGCCAGGAGCCCCCCGUCGCCCCGGAUGGCGAGGCAGACAAGCCCACGCCCGAGGCCAACUGUGUGAGUCCGGCCAGCGGCGGUGGCCCCUCAACGGCCCCCGCGGAGACCAACGAGGACCAGGACGGCCCCACGCCCGGCAGCAGCCCCGAGGGGGCGGACCGCGCGGCCAACGGCCCCCAGAGCCCGCCGCUGACCACCAGCGCGUAG